UCUUUCAGAGUGUUAUGUUUGUCGCCCCGAGAGGCGACAUGCAGGGGCGACAUGCGACUUUUGGCGCGUUCUGGAUCCACGAACUCCCUUCACCACUUGUUGUCGAGAUAGUGAAACCGCAGCCAAUCAAGUGUGCGUAGGCGGUGCGACGAUGCCUGAGCCCUGAGGGCGGCCGCGUUCAACCAACGAGCGAGCGAGCUCCAUGCCAUCGUAGUUGGACCCGUGGUGGACUGCACCGAUUUCUGGGCCAAGAAAGAAUCAGUCGCCUCAGUUCUAUUUCACGAUCGUAGAAGGGUGCACGUGACUUCAAGCAGUUCGUUCGGAAGAUUUCCGCGUUGCCUCGCACUGACAUUCGACAAUUGAGGAAGUGAUAAAAACUGUCGGUCCUGUGCGGAAAUGUUCCAGGAUCUGAGUAACAUUUCUCUGAUGCCCCUGGAAUUGAAACUGCAACUGUCGCCACUCUUGAUGCAGCACUCGUCACCGAUCGCUCUACAGCGUAACUUAGAUGAGAGGAUGAAUUCAAGAGAGAGCGAAUGGCUCUUUCAACCCCCAUUGUUGUCCGGUGUCAAUGCGGAACUGGUUAAUGUAAAUCUUUGGCAGCAAUUUCAUCAGCACCAAACCGAGAUGAUAAUUACGAAGUCGGGCCGACGCAUGUUCCCGUCCGUUCAAUUAAGCGUAAGCGGUUUGCAAAAGCGUGAGACUUAUUAUGUUCUCCUGGAGGUAGCACUGGCAUCGAAUCAACGGCACAAGUACUGCGGAUACGAGAACGAGAACAGGAACAGCAAUAUGGGUGGUUGGAGCUUGGCGGGACCGGCGGAUCCACAGCACAACUUUGACCGUCGGAUAUAUAUGCAUCCCGAUAGUCCCGCGAUAGGCGAUCAUUGGAUGGACAAUCCGAUCCACUUCAACAGAUUAAAGCUCACGAACAACGUCAACGACAAGAGUAAUAACGUGAUAUUAGCAUCGAUGCACAAGUACGUUCCUAAAAUCUGGAUAAUCCGUUGCAGCAACGCGACGAACCUCAAUGAGCUUUUCUCUAAUCCUGCCGCGUCGUUUAUUUUCAAGGAAACGGAAUUUAUCGCGGUAACAGCAUAUCAAAACGAGAACAUCACGAAGUUGAAGAUCGACCACAAUCCAUUCGCGAAGGGUUUCCGCGAGACGGGACAGUCGCGGUUCAAACGCAAGUAUCAACAGACCGAUCAGCAUGCUCAAGGGGGUUCCAGCCGCGAGACGAGCGACGAGGGGGGCAGCCCCUCCGGAUCGUUCUCCGACUCCGAAUCGACCCCGGCCUCGAGCGGACGGGGCAGCGUGAGCAGCGCGGAGAACUCGACGCAGGAGUCGGCGAAGAGACUCGCGGUCGAAAGGAAUAACACGGACAGCAACGCCAGGUCAAUCGUCCCGGACUCGCCGGUAUCGCACGUCGUGAAUCGACUGUCGAAUGCCGGAUCGCCGUUGAAUACCGAGAACGAUCACAACGAGGCGCUCCUCCACAGACCCUGGGUGGACCGACCGUCGCAUAGGCAAGUGGUACCGCUGUCACCUUACAAUCGGCCGCCUUCUCUGUAUUACCAUUCCCUGCAUUACGGUAAUACGUUGCCAUAUAUGUGUACGGACAAUAUACAAAGCUAUAUGAGAUUUAACGAUUACGCGUUCAGUAAUUAUAACCAUUCCAUGUGGAAUGCUGUCAGGGAGCACUUCAAUGCUUUUCGGUACUAUCCUUUAUUCAGGUGUAAUGAAUAAUAAAGCUAGAACGAACGCAACAGUGUUGACAGCUUGCUCCCCUGUACGCACCUAUGGUGGCUGUGACACAUGCGAACGCUGUUUUUUAUUUUUAACUCGCGACUUCGUUGCAAUAAAUGUUUCGUGGUAUGGAGAAUAAUACGUGCGAGUAAUCGACUGAAGACUGAGGAUUUUAAAAUUAUCAUCUUAUAAAUGAUAAAGGAUAAAUAAUAUCAAAGUUAUAUAUAUACAUAUUUGCGUAUUUUUAUAUUUAUUAUUUUCAUAAUUACUUACGCGCGUAAUCUUAUUCUUCAUUCGUGUGUUAUGUACAUACAUAUAUAUAUAUAUGCACAUCAUAUAUAAACGUUUUAUGAAUUUUUAGCUUAAAAUUAACAUUU
Molecule: messenger RNA, 2117 nt
Organism: Wasmannia auropunctata (little fire ant)
Lineage: Eukaryota; Metazoa; Arthropoda; Insecta; Hymenoptera; Formicidae
Product: T-box transcription factor TBX3-like
Exons: 5
Coding region: 397-1740 (447 amino acids)
Biological process (GO): cell fate specification; positive regulation of DNA-templated transcription; regulation of transcription by RNA polymerase II
Cellular component (GO): nucleus
Molecular function (GO): DNA-binding transcription factor activity, RNA polymerase II-specific; RNA polymerase II cis-regulatory region sequence-specific DNA binding
Source: RefSeq, a predicted model, not a curated record